AUUAUUGGAUUUGGACUUAUUUCUAUGCUGACCAAAAAGAAACGACGGCGUUUAAAGGAAUACGAUCAAUCAAAGCAGGAAACUGAAACGACGUCGCUCGGUGACAUUUUUCAAAGUAGUUUAUCCAUCUGGUUUUCCCGUUCUCGGAGCUGGAAGCAAAUUAUGGCCACGGCCUCACUCUCUCAACUCUCCUUUCUUUCUAACCCUUCACCUCGAAGCAUAACCGCUCCAUCGCUCCGGCUAACCACUUCUUUCAGGCGAAGCCCCGGCGGUGGUUCUCGUUUCAGAUGCUCCGCCGGUCAGACGGGAUUCUUCACUCGGCUUGGCAGGCUGCUUAAGGAGAAGGCCAAAAGCGAUGUAGAGAAGAUCUUCUCAGGCUUCUCGAAAACCCGAGACAACCUUGCUGUUAUCGAUGAGCUUCUUCUAUACUGGAACCUCGCGGAAACCGAUAGGGUUCUCGACGAACUCGAGGAGGCAUUAUUGGUUUCUGACUUCGGGCCAAGGAUCACCAUUAAGAUCGUGGAUAGCUUGCGUGAUGACAUAUUGGCAGGGAAGCUUAAAUCUGGUAGUGAAAUAAAGGAUGCGUUAAAGAAGAAUGUCUUGGAGUUGUUGACAGGGAGGGGGAGCAAAACUGACCUUCAACUUGGAUUCCGGAAACCAGCUGUAAUUAUGAUAGUUGGCGUCAACGGAGGUGGAAAGACAACAUCUCUUGGAAAGCUGGCUUUUAGAUUGAAAAACGAAGGGGCCAAAAUAUUAAUGGCAGCUGGUGAUACAUUUAGAGCAGCUGCUAGUGAUCAGUUGGAAGUUUGGGCAGAUAGAACUGGAUGUGAGAUUGUUGUUGCUGAAAGAGACAAUGCCAAAGCGUCAUCAGUUCUAUCACAGGCUGUAAAGAGAGGAAAGGAAGGUGGUUUUGACAUUGUUUUAUGUGAUACAUCUGGACGUCUACAUACAAAUUAUAGCUUGAUGGAAGAGUUAAUAGCAUGUAAGAAAGCUGUGGCCAAAGUUAUUCCAGGGGCACCUAAUGAGAUCUUGCAGGUAUUAGAUGGGACGACUGGUUUGAAUAUGCUGCCACAAGCAAGGGAGUUCAAUGAUGUAGUUGGAAUUACUGGUUUAAUUUUGACAAAACUAGAUGGUUCUGCAAGAGGUGGUUGUGUGGUCAGUGUGGUGGACGAGCUUGGCAUCCCCGUAAAGUUUGUUGGCGUUGGUGAAGGGUUAGAAGAUCUUCAACCUUUUGAUCCAGAGGCCUUUGUUGAUGCCAUAUUUUCAUGAUUUUUACAAUAUGAUUUCAGCCUUUGACAUUUGCACCCCAAACAAAGGACUCAGGGUGGAAACCAUGAUAUUAGUUUGAAAUUAAGCAAAGAAGUCAAUUCUUUUGCUGAGCAAGUGGAAAUGGCAGAAUGUCCUGAAAAAUGCGUUGAUCAUCAGAAUGAUUGUUCAAUCUAAAGAAAUGCUCAGGUAAAGGAGAAGAAUUAUUACAUAUAUUUAGAGACUUGAAGGCAAUUUUGAAUUAGUCAUUGCAAGAUUGCAGUUGGCAUGCCCGCAUAGAAGGUUGAUCGACUUUUCUGCUUUUGAAGUUUGCAUUCUACUGAAACCAACACUGUCAUGUAAGUUGGUUGAACACUCAGUUCUAUGUCGAAAUCCUAAAUACCAAAAUUUACAAUGUAUUAUAUUGUAAUUCGUAUUGAGAAGCAAUUUAUCAAUAGUUUUCAUUAUCAAUGGUUUU
Molecule: messenger RNA, 1723 nt
Organism: Benincasa hispida (wax gourd)
Lineage: Eukaryota; Viridiplantae; Streptophyta; Magnoliopsida; Cucurbitales; Cucurbitaceae
Gene: CPFTSY
Product: signal recognition particle receptor protein, chloroplast (FTSY)
Biological process (GO): SRP-dependent cotranslational protein targeting to membrane
Cellular component (GO): membrane
Molecular function (GO): ATP hydrolysis activity; GTP binding; GTPase activity
Source: RefSeq, a predicted model, not a curated record